CCUUGUCUCAGAAAGCUCCCUGAAGGGCGUGGUUGCCAAGGAAACGAGGCCCAGUUCAGUCUCCCCGAGGAUUUCUCGUGGAUUAUCAACAAUCAUUUUUAAAUGUGGAAAAUGAUUCUGAAGAUAGCUAGAGACAUGCAGAGAAUUACUGAUUGUCAUAUCAUUAAUUCCCACAUCUUGCUGAUGAAUUGACUACAAUUUUAGUCUUGCAGCUGAAACAAGAUGACCUAUAUUCCAAGGAAAUGUGGUGUUAAAUUUAAACCACCCACCAUUGUUUUAAUCUACGAAGAUGAAAAUACUAAGAAGACUCGACAAAGACUCAUACCUAUUCGAAACUUUUCGAGAUUUUCAGAUUGCAGCCAAGCUGCAGAAGAGAUUAAGAAUAACCCUCGACAUCAGCUAUACCUCGAUGGAGUGUCACAACAGCAACUGCAGAAAUUGUACCAGCUUCUGAAGGACUGCCUGAAUGGGCUAAGCCUUGAAAAUAGUUUGGAGGCAUUUGUGAGGACAAACCCCAUUAACCCAGAGGAAGAUCUCAAUAAACUUGAUGACAAUGAAUUGGCAAAAAAGAAAAAAAUAAUGGAUGAAUUGUUUGAAAAGAACAGGAGAAAGCCCAAUGACCCAGAAUUUGUUUAUGAUCUGGAAGUUGACUUUCCUCAGGAUGGACAAAUUGAGUCAUGUGGCUGGGAUGAAGAGGAGCAAGAGGGAGAGAUUUGAUUUUCAUUAAGAAUUUGCCAUUGUGCACCUGAAACUAGAAUAAUCUAGUGGCUAUCUACUCACACUUGACUCAUAAUAAAUUAACAAAUGAUCAACCAGCGUGAUUAAUUUACAUGGAAUUCUAUCCAAGCAGAGCAUGAUGUUAUCACUUUAAACGUAAUUGUGUUUUUUGUGUACAUUAUGCUGAUGGGUCUUACUGCCCUGGAAUGAAGAUUUGAGUUGUCAUGUGUACCAUAUGUUGAACAAGUGUAACAAUGUUUAUCUAUAAUGACUUUCAUUGCAUUUCUCCAAAUUCAGUUUUUAUUGGUAUAGGUUGCUUGCAAUUUCAAUAUUUUUACAACUGCAAUACAUUUUUCACUGUGAUAUUUUCAGAAUACAGUACAUGUGAAAAUUUUUCCAGAAAGAUGGGAUAGAUUUUCCCAACAGCUGGGACAGGAAGUUAGUGGAAAUAUGCCCAUAUUACACAAUGCCACUGACCUUCACCAGGUUCUCAGCAAAAAAAUGAAAAUCUAUUACAUUCUUCAUUGAUUCACUAUUUUUGAACAACUCAUUGCAAGUCCCUCCCUGGAUCACCAUCCCUUCUCCAUUUCCCAGAUAAGGCCCAUCCUAACUAUCAGUUAAUGGAUUAGUUACUUUCAGAUUCCAAUUUGCAAGGUACUGGCUGAAAAUAGCAACUUGCAAAUUGGGUUGGGGAAAAAACAUGUUUUUGAGGAUUUAAAAGUAUGCGUUGAUUGAAAAACAAUAAAGUAAUGGAUUAACUUUUUUCUGUGGAUUUCAAAUAUGAAGUCGGAAAACGCAGGACUAUUUGCCACUUAAGUUGAGAUACCUUUAUAGCUUAAGCAUGCAUUUAGCACAUGGAAGCUACAUUCUCCUAUCCAUUUAAGUUUUAACUAAUGUUUCAAACUCACUCUAGAGUGGGGAUAUGAAAACAUCGAGGUGAACAGCAACUUGAGACAAUUCCAUAGAAUUUGGAAAACUUGCAUGAACAGCGAGCAUACUAAAUUCAUCAACAAACUCUGAUCUGGUUCCCAGGAACCAUCAAACAAUGGAAUACAAGGGAACAAGAAUUUCUAUCCAAGGAAAUUGAUUUGACAACUGGCAAAGGGAUGUUGCGAUGAAAGGUAGGCAAGAGUUGAUCUAUGUGGUGCUACAAAGUUCUCUGCAGAAGGGAAUAGACAUAUUUUGUAUACAAUCUAAAACUUGAACAGAUUGGAGGUAAAUAAACUUGGAUCUUUUCUCUAAGUCACCAUGGGAAUAUUAAUUUGUCCUAAUUAUUUCACCCACAAUAUGCAACAUACAAGAAAAAAGUCAGCUUGGUCUACAGUGUUUAUUGUAGCACUUCGUUGAAGGACGUAAUUAAAUAAAAUUGUUACUACUGA
Messenger RNA from Amblyraja radiata (thorny skate), 2096 nucleotides. RefSeq names its product centrosomal protein 19 (gene cep19). The record is from RefSeq and is a predicted model, not a curated record. Gene Ontology annotation, biological process: trans-Golgi to periciliary membrane compartment transport; microtubule anchoring at centrosome. Gene Ontology annotation, cellular component: spindle pole; ciliary basal body; centrosome. NCBI's taxonomy places the organism in Eukaryota, Metazoa, Chordata, Chondrichthyes, Rajiformes, Rajidae. The transcript has 3 exons. The coding region runs from base 223 to 717 and encodes 164 amino acids.